GAGUAGGAAUAGUGAAAAACACUUUGGACAAUUUGGAUUACCAUAUGUGGGUGUGGAUAGUUGCAUAAACAAGAGAGACUAACACGCUGUUGCUGUCAAAGAGAGAGAAUUCGAGAAUGGCGUCUCACCUAUCCUUUCCUACAAUAUCAGUUCUUAACUCGAACUCCAAUAAUUAUUCAUCUGCGAAAAAUACUAAUUACAAAUCAGUGAGAUGCAGCUUGGAUGAGGAGGGUAGUCCUUCAGAUUUUUCAGGCCACACAGAACAACCCGCCAGAAAAAAAGGAGCUUCAAAAGCCAACUUCACGACGUCUAUGUUUAACAGGCCUCUGUUUAACUGUCACUUUGAUGAGUGGACAUACCAGUCCUUUAUCUGACCUUAGAGCAAUUGCCGCAGAUAAAAAAGCGCAAGAGGUGUGCAGGAAUUGUUUGGGUAGUGGUGCAAUAAUCUGUGAUAUGUGUGGUGGUACGGGGAAAUGGAAAGCUCUAAAUCGAAAGAGAGCCAAGGAUGUAUAUGAAUUUACUGAAUGUCCAAAUUGUUAUGGACGUGGAAAACUUGUAUGCCCUGUGUGUUUGGGGACUGGUCUGCCAAACAGCAAAGGUCUUCUGAGGCGGCGAGACGCGCGGGAGUUGCUUGACAAGAUGUAUAACGGCCGCCUAUUACCCAACUCUUAAGCAGAUGGAAAAGUGAAGGAGUGGAACUUCAGCCUGGUUCAUGUUCUUGAAAAUGCCCUCCUCAUAACAACAAGCAAAAUUGCACUGACCCAGGCAGCAAAUCUGCAUUGCACCACACUAUGUAAAUUGCGUUGUAAUUUUAAUACCAGCUACACUCACUCACAGGGUCAAUUGAGUAAACUGAUUGCAAUGUUUAUGAUCCAUAGAAAUGAAUUAGUGUUGAUCAAAGUUUGGUGUGAAUGUUGGACAACAAACUGGAUAUUGUACCUAGAGAUUGUACCCGCUAAAAUUCAUGUCUCAUCAAUUUAUUAUAUUAGAAUUAAAAUUUGACAAA
Cuscuta europaea is the source of this 1006-nucleotide messenger RNA. Lineage: Eukaryota; Viridiplantae; Streptophyta; Magnoliopsida; Solanales; Convolvulaceae. The record is from the annotation of a GenBank genome assembly.